Stegostoma tigrinum is the source of this 8410-nucleotide messenger RNA. Its product is annotated as actin remodeling regulator NHS. NCBI's taxonomy places the organism in Eukaryota, Metazoa, Chordata, Chondrichthyes, Orectolobiformes, Stegostomatidae. The transcript is spliced from 9 exons. Gene Ontology annotation, biological process: lens development in camera-type eye; cell differentiation. The record is from RefSeq and is a predicted model, not a curated record. The coding region runs from base 246 to 4943 and encodes 1565 amino acids.
AAAAAAGGGCACCAAAAGGCAACUGAUGAUCGCCAAGGCGGACAGAGUGUGGGUUGCUCUCGGAGAAGGGUCGCCUCCGACUGCGGACGGGAAGGGGGCACUAUGCUCGGCAGCUCGCCGGUGUGAUAGGGGCCGGGGGCCGAGGGGAGAAGGAGGGCGACAGUGCGGGAACGCAGGAGGCAAACUUUCCGCCGCUGCUCCGGCUCAUCCCAGCGCAACUCUGACGCUGCGGCUGCGGGCGAGAGAUGCCUUUCCCGAAGCGCAUCUGCAAGCCGCUCGGGCUCAGCCGGCCGGCUUCCGGGGCCAGGCUCUUUGAAGAGCUGCCCAGUGUAUGUAACCACACGCUGGGCCGGACCCUCCGGCAGCUCUCGGAGCUGGCCAAACACGCCGCGGGGCUCUUCCAGGAGAUCGAGGAUGAGGUGCUGGGCGUCCACCGCCGCGUCUCUACCAUCCAGAGGAAGAUCAGCGAGAUCGGCGCCGCCGUGAAAACCCUGGAGCCCAGGCAGCAAACAGUGCCUGUGUCAGACCUGGACAAGGAGAGUAAACUAACAGUCCACUACCGAGCUCCAUGGUAUCAGCAGGAAGAACUGUUUCACCCAUCGACCAGACCGCCAUGUGUAGAGGAACUUCACCAAUGUGCCAAACAGAAGCAGCAGUUUCUACAUAAAGAGCAUCAGAGACAGCUGGGAGAGAGAAGAUUAAUGAAACCCCCGUCUAUGUUGCCCCCACCACUGCCAUUGACACAGCCUCGGCACCGUCUCAGAGCGCAGAAAAAACAGCAAAUUGCAACGUUUCACAGCACUCGUUCAUCCUCCCCUACAGAAUGUUGCCAAAUGACCCCCUGGAGUAAAAAGUCCGUUCCAUCAACAGAUGGUGACAGUGAUAUGAUCGAUUUAGGUCAAAGACCGAAAAAUCCAAUACCGAAUAUUCCUACGACACUAGAUAGGCAUACGAAUUGGAACAAAGAUCUACCUCUUCCUACUCCAGAACAGAAGAUGCGCCAGCAAGCUGAGGCUAUUUCUUCCUGUGUUAUUCCCAUCAAUGUGACUGGAGUGGGUUUUGAGAGGCAGGUCAUCGGCAGAUACUCUUUUGUGCAUCCUCAGUCUGUGCUGCAUCGAAGGCGGAAGCUAAAGAGGCGAAAAACUAUCAGUGGAAUCCCCAGGCGUGUGCACCAAGAAAUAGCAGAUUCUGAUGGAUCUCCCAUGGCUCGAGAAAGAAAUGUGAUCGUCCACGUUAACCCACAGUUAGGCUUCCGCGGUGAUGAGGCACAUUCUACCAGCGGCCGAUCUGGGACCAAGGAUUCCGAGUGCCAGACAGAGGAUAUUCUAAUUGCUGCCCCAUCAGCGAGGCGGAUCCGACCUCAACGGGAUAGCAGUAUCGCAUCUUCCCUGUCGCAUUCGGCUGGGAAUAUCCCAACCUUGGCAGACGAUUCAGGCUCGAUGUUUCUCACGCCAAUGGACAACCGCGUUCGCGCCCGCAGCCUUUCGCGAGAAGGCAUUGGAAAUUCGCUGUUCCCUCACGAGUUAAGUCAGGACGACAGCGUGGAGAGCAUCAUCGGGGCUCCUGAAAAAUACCUGCCCGGCCCAGAAAGGGCAGGGGAGGAAGAGGACGAAGCAGAUUUAUUUGUUCAGAGCUCGCGGACACAUCAUUCAAAGGGAGUUACCGUUCAACCGCAGCAAAGCCCUGAAAGCGAAUCCCAUGGAGCAAAGAUGUCCAAAUUUGUGCCGGAGGGAGAUUUGGGCAACAGCGAAAUCUCUUCAAAUUCUGAUACGUUCGGCAGUCCAGUCAACAGUAUCUCCAGCGGAGGGGUUCUGUUGAGGAGUCAGAUAGAUCAAAAGGAGGACCAUCAGUCCUCGAGUGGAAACUGGAGUGGGAGUAAUUCGACGUGCCCCUCACAGACAUCCGAGACCGUCCACACUGCGUCUUCGCCGCCCCUGACAGGAUCUUCGCACUGUGACUCCGAAUUAUCCUUGAACACGCCUGCGCACACAAACUACGAUUCCGCCGGCUUCUUACUGGAACAGUACCCAUAUCAAGGAGAUAAAGUCAGAGGUCACAGAGCAAACUCUUUUACUUCCAUGGGGACAGAUGUGAUGGAAGAUCUCAACACGAGUAACACAAGUGACGCUGAAUGGAGCUACUUACACCAUUGCCACGAUGCAUCUUGCCAUCGAGACUUGAGCCCGAGGAAUUCCAGGACAAAUAGCUUGGGAUGCCCAAGUUUUGCCAGCAUGGGUACGUGUGACAGUUUUGUUGAGAGACCGUCCUCCUCCAAAACUGAUUCGGGCUCACAUUUCUCCGUGGAUACUGAAGGGUAUUAUACCUCCAUGCACUUUGACUGUGGUUUAAGAACUAGUAGAAAUUACAUUUUUAACUAUGCAUCCGCAGGCUCCGAUGGGAUCCAGAGUACAGAGAAUACACCCGAACUCGGCGAGCUCCCUCAAGCAGAUCACUUAGAGCUGACAAAGCAGAAGCAUCGGGGCCAGAGCAUUGCACUCAAGAAACCAAAGGCAAAACCAGCCCCACCAAAACGCAGUUCAUCUUUGAGGAAGAAUGAUGUUUGUACGAGUGAGAGUGAUCAGAAAAAUGAACCAAAGACUAACGAUAUACAGGAGAUGACUGUAUCUUCUAGAGAUGCACAGAAAUCUUUGCAACUUGACCUAAGCCUUGCAGCUGAGAGGCUCAAAGGAUCCUCCAUGUCACCUUCGAAAACAAACAGUCCUUGGGAUAGUCAAAGUGGAUAUACACAUGACAAUGAAUUAUCAGACCCUCAACUCACUCCAUUGGACAUGCCCUCCUUUAAGGAUGAAGGUGCUGUGCAAUCGGAUUAUGCAGGUCUCUGGCUCUUAAAUGACUUAAAGUCUAAUGAUCCUUACAGAUCGUUAUCGAACUCUAGCACUGCCACAGGUACAACCGUGAUAGAGUGCACAAAGUCUCCUGAAGGAUCUGAGUCACAAACAUCACAAUCCGAGUCGCGAGCUACCACUCCAUCUCUCCCCUCUGUUGAAAAUGAGUUCAAGCUGUCCUCUCCCGAUAAGUUGGCCAGUUUGGCAUCGCCAUCCAGUGGGUACUCGAGCCAGUCUGGCACACCAACCUCAACUUUGCCUACCCCUCUGUUCCCUGGCCCCCUGUCUCCAAACAGUGGUAAAAAAAAGCCAAAAGUUCCUGAGAGAAGGUCAUCAUUACAGCCGUCUUCCACAAAGAAAGACCUCGAAUUACCAACGAUACCUCCAACACACCUUGACCUAAGUGCUCUUCAGAAUCUGUUUAAAAGCAAACCUUUUGCUCACAGAAAUCAAUUGCACAUCUCAAAUCAGAGCAAACAGAGAGAGACUCCUGAAAAAACCAACAGCAGCCCAUCUAUUUCCCUUGGCAUAACUCCAUCAGUUCUGCAGUCUGUUCAGCUUCGCUCUGUUAGUAAAAUCAAGCAAUCCAGGCAGGAAUUCCAUGAAGACCCUGAUGUAACAGAAGGCCCAGGUUAUGCAGAGGUCAUCGCACCACCAAAUAGAACUGAACCGUACACUUAUAACCGAUCAUUAACACAAAAGUACACUGAAAUUUCCAAUGCACCUCAACUGUUAGAAAAACCACCCUCCACUGAAGCCAACCCAAGCAUUUUGCAUUUAGAAAGUCAUAUUGCACUUUGUCUUGAAAAUAAAUUGAAUAGAGAGUGUAUGUCGCCAUUACCGCUAGCUUCUAUUGCAGCAAAGUCUCUGACACAACUCACGGUAUCCGAUGAGUGCCUGCCCAGCGCAGAACUGGAAGAUGACCAAGUAAUCCUAACAGAAGGCUGUCAGCUGGUCUCCAACAGCUACAAGUGGAGCGACAAAAAGAAUUCAGCAAAGGAGAGCACUCCACAUGAAACAGAGCAAACCUUCUAUAAUGCCAGUAAAGAAUUGCAGAAUGAAGUAUUUGCCCAGGAAAUAGGAAAUAAAGAGGAGGCUGGAAGUGUGCGCUCUCCCUGCAACAGAGUUACAGAAACUCAGUCGGCAGUGGCACUGGGGUCACCAGCUGCAGAGAAAUUGGAGAGAAAGCUUGAUUUUGACUCAGCUGGUGAUAUAGAAAUUGUACACCGUGACCUAAUUCAGCCAGAAUUAAAAGGUGCACCAAGGCUCGACAAAGGCACUACUGAAGAGAAGACCAAAAGGGUGCAAGAUGGCUGUAUAGAAAGUGCUGCUGAUCAUAGCAGAACUGCAGAAGGUCUAGCUGAGAGCCCUAGCCAUGGCCAGCCCAAAGACCACUUAGAUAUAGGACUGGGUGAAAGUUGCUUGACUUCUCCUUUGGAUCUUGAGACAAAUGAAGAUAAUGUAUUCAUAUCACCAAACAAACUCCGCACAACAGAGGACCUUUUUGCUGUGAUUCACAGAUCAAAGAGGAAGCUUCUGGGAAGAAAAGAUUCUGAUGACGGGCCAAAUGUAAAUAAACCAAAAUCAUCCCCCAGCAGUUCCCCCGGGACUCCACCUGCUGUCCAAAAACAGCCUGGCCCUAUUUAUAGGAGCGUUCGAAAAUCAAACACUUCCCAUGAGGAGUUCAAGCUGCUGCUGCUGAAAAAGGGCAGCCGCUCAGACUCCAGCUAUCGACUGUCUGCCACUGAGAUACUGAAAUCCGCAAGCCCGGUUUCUCCCAAGUCUCCGGGAGACAGUUCCCCAGAGCAGGCUAAAGAGUCUGAGGACACGUCCCCUUUCCCAUCCAGAUGCGAAAUGCAGUCACCGCUGUCACCGUGCUCCCCCAGGUUCAGUACGGAAGGAAUCUCCACCCGCAGCUUCUCGGUUUCGAUGUCUUCCCGACCAAGUCGCUCCCGAGCACCGCCAGUAGCAGGCAGCAGCCGUUACAGUGUCCGCAGUCGCCUGCACAGUGCACCGAUGCAGGUCAUCUCUGAGGGCGAAGCUGAGAACUCAGAUGGAAGCCCACAUGACGAUCGGAACUCACAGGGCACACAAUAACUGUCCGCUGUAGAACAAACAUAAAUGUGCAUGUGUUUUUUUUUGUUUAGCAAUGUUUAUGCCGAAAGGUUUAUCAAAAAGCAGGGCAAGGUCUAAACUGUCGAGAACACAAAAACAGAUUAUUGCCCAAAGUCUAACAGAACAAUAGGUACUGAGAUAAGACAUCCCUUCACUGUUCCUUCAAAACUGCUAAUGAUUCAAUCAUUUUAGUGUCCUCUAGAGCAAACAACGAAGAGAAUUUUGAUGGAAGAAAAUUUAAGGAUGUCCGUAAUGAAUUUGGGCUAAUACUCUGUUUUUAAAGUUUCAGAUGAAUUUUGCAAGGUUUAUGCAUGGUUGUUCCCUAUUUGUGUGAAAUUAGUGGGGUGUCAUUAUUCCUAGACUGAUUAAGCAGAAGCAUAAGCAAUAGGACAAAUUGUGAGAAAAGCACAUUGCAGUUCUUGGUAUUCCUGAUUGAGUGAUGAUAGAUGAGAAAUGGAAUGGCCGUGCUCUGUGCAGCACAGUCUUUGAAACUAAUGUAAAUAACAUUAUUUUUAAUUGAUUUGAAAAGGUAUUAAUCCUUUGAGCAAUGCACAUUCUUAAUCAUUUGCAUCAUCAGCAUAUUCUAGGAAUGAAAUUGUCCUUGAUCUGAAGGAUUAAUACAAUGACGAAGGAGGAAAAAUAUGAGCAAAUUAGUUUCUUUUUCAAAAUACUGUCUUCACGCUGAUCUUUACACAGUCUAGAUAUUAUUCCUAAAGAUGACCACAUCAAGUUUGUGGCUUCUUCUAACCCACAAACCACAACUGAGAUAGCCUAUCACUAUAAUUAAUUUGGAAGAAAAACUUUUUACUGCCUCAAAAGAUUGACAGAGUUUUUACAUAUACCUGGAUAUUUAAAUCUAAUUGAAUUAUUAUGUAACUAAUAAUUAUAAAUAUAUGAUUGAUAAUUGUCCACUUCUAAGAGUUUGAAGUUAUACAUUGCUCAAGUAUUCUGCCAUUACAGCUGAAAUCUUAAUUAACUUCUACUGUUUACAGUAGAAAUAGGAUUACAGCUAAAGGAUUAAUACUAUACUACCUAAUAAAGAAAAAUAUUGUGUCUUUUUGGAUUUUAAAAAAUCAUUAUAUUGUACAAGUAUACAAAAGGAACCUAAGGAAAUGAUUAUUUUUGUGAUUAAAGUUGAAAUACUUGUGUGUAGACACCAAGAAUUGCAAGUUUGCAAAUAUGCCAUAUUUUAAAACAAUAUACGAGCAUUUUUGGAACCACAAUGGUGGGGGUUGAGGGGAAAAAAGAGCCUUUUUGACAGGGCUAGGCCAUAACAGACAUUACCAUUGUAAUGAAAAUGUUUUAUCUACAGGUUGUAAUGCACAGAUGUCAGUAUGAUGGGAUUAACUGAGAAGAUAAAAAGACAGGUUUUUUUUAUAGUUUUAAGUUGUUCAAUAGAAAAAGGGAGAGAAGAGCAGUAAGUGCAUGGGGGAAGUUUUAACCUAAAGGACUUGGCAAUGCAGAGUAACUUUGGGCAAAGUGUAAAACUGGGCUGAUCCUAUGGUUGGCCGCCCAGUAACUUAGCAUGUAAUUAGCCCCCAGAGGUUUGUGAAGGAUUUGGUGAUGGUGUAAAGUCAAAAAAUGAAUAGGAUAGAGGAUCUAUUUCAUGUAUAUUGGAAAUACAAUAUUCAAGAGUGAGAAGAGGAUGAGUAACAGUGUGAGAUGAAUGAUGCGCGAAUGGGUAAGAAAAUGGGGUAUGUUUAAAGUGCAGAUUGAUCCAGAGGUGUUCAGUGAAAGAAAUUUUGCAAAGAAGAUUGUAAUUCCACUUUGGCAUGCUGAAGAAGUGCAGAAAGCAAUGCAGAUUUUGAAAUAUCUACACUGAAGAUUUGAAGACAGUCCCAUGUUAAGAAUGGACGGAGACAAUGCUGUAAACACUCUUUUCUAGAAAAACAAUCGCAAGUACAUGAGCUGAUUCUCUUCAGUUCAGUUCACUACACCAAGCAUUGUUGUUCUGUUUUAACUUGAAUGUUUAUUCAACAGCCGAGGUCAACUUCAGUUGGAAGGAAAUGACUGUUACAAAAUUCGCAACUAUUAUAUCUGGCCAGGACGAGACUUCAACGAUAGCGACCACAUGAAAAAAAGGUAACCGGAAAUCAUGCAGAUGAUGGAAACUGGAAAUAAUGUCAAAAGUGUUGGAAAUGCACGGCAAAACUGAUCAGCGUUUGAUAAAUGAUCACAUGUCAAUGGAAAUCCUCCAGUAAAAAAGUAAAAAUCCUCCACAGAUGCUGAGUACUUGAGAAACCUUGCUGGGGUGUGGGAGGUGCGGGGUGUUGAAGCGAAGUAUCUUGCAGUAUUACCUUUUUUGCGUACUGAUAAAAUUCCUCCUGUGACAUCAAUUAUUUCUUUCUUGCCUAUCAAACCUUACACUAUUUGGAAUUAGCUGAUUCCCAUGAAUGAGCACAUUUUCUUCCGUAAUAUGAGUGCUUUUUAUCAGUGCAGUUAGAUAUGAAUUAGGCAACACACAUACACACAGAUGAUUAUUUGAGCACGUAAAGCACUCAAUGAAAAAGUGUUUUUCAGCAGAGCUAUAUCUACCAGCUGUCACACAGCUAAAAUAUCUUCAGCUGAGUGCCAUAUCUUUUUUCCCUCUAGAAAAUGUGGCUGCAUAGAGGUGAUUAGGAAUGAAGAACAGAAUCUUCUGGACAAUUUACUUGCUGAAAUAUACAAUGCACAGUUAAAUGAGAUAUUGCUUAGUUAUUUUGUAAAGCACUCAUAUAAUUACUGAAUGCUUUGACAGCACUGCCAUCUUUGGACAAGUUGAACUAAUUAUAUUGUACAAAUUACUUUCGUGAACCAUCAUUCCAAUAUGUGUGUUCUGUUGUUUGCACUGAAGUGUGUAAGACAGUGGGUGUUUGAAGUUUUGCCGCUGCUUUCUUAUAGCGUUUGAUGAUUCCUAAUUUAUAUAGGCUUUCUUUCUGUUUAUUUGGCACAUAUAAGAACAACUGCACAGUUUAAAUCAAAAAUAUAUACCGUCUCAUAAAGAAUUACGCCUAGGUUUUGCCAAAGGUUGAAUGAACGCAUCGUAACUGCAUAGAUGGCAGAGUUAACAAAAUAUUGGUUUUGGUUUAUUGUAUAAAAAUAAAUAUAAGAGAAGGUUACAGUGUAACUGUAUUGGUACUAGAACCAGUUCAUCUGGAAGACAAGAAUGGUUUAUGGAUUUGCAGCCAUUUUAUAAUUUUUUGUAAUAUUUGUAAAUAUGGACUUUUUAAAAUGCCGAGAUGCUUUUUUGUAAAAUGUUUUCAAAGUUUACAAUUAAUUUCUAAGCCUUUGUAUAUUUUAGAGCUGUGCAACACUUUUAAGUCUUGUAUUUAUUUUUAGUAAAGAUUGUGAAACUUUCCCUGUGAAUUAUCCCCAACUACAGUACAUAUGGCCAGUCAAGUCUGGCUGCUUUGACAGUGUGCAUAGAGCCUGAGAAUAAAUGUGACUGCAUUGGAUCGGCAGAAAAAGAA